AUGAUAAUUCAACAAAAUUCAAGUCCAUCAUUUAAAUGGAUAUGGAGAAUUGUUGGUUUUGUUUGGGCAUUUCUGACAGGUUGUUUCGCUAUUAUUAAUAUAUUUGUAUUUGUACAACCACAAUGGAUUGGUGAUACUUUAGCAAGUCCUCGGGCAGGUCAUUUUGGUUUAUAUUCUUAUUGUGUAAGUACAAUAAGUGAUUAUGAUUUUGAUUGUCAAGGAACAUGGACUAAUUUUGGAACAAUUCUUAAUGCACCAUUUGCUGUUGCUACAUUUUUUGUUGGAUUUUCAGCAUUACUUAUUCUCAUAUGUCUUGGAUUAUUUAUACUUUUCUUAUUUAUCAAUGCUCGAUUGGUUUAUUUUAUUUGUGCAUUAAUACAAAUUAUUUGUGCAAUUUGUUUACUUAUUGCUCUUAUUAUAUAUCCAUCCGGUUUUGAUAAUGAAAUAAUUCGAUCUGUAUGUGGAUCUAAUGUUAAUGAUUUUUAUAUAGAUACAUGUCAAGUUCGAUGGGCAUAUAUAUUAGCUAUAAUUGCAUUUUUUAAUAUAUUAAUACUUGCAAUUCUUGCAUUUUUACUUGGUAUGAAACAACCAAAUAUUGAAAUUGGAAAAGAAGCUAUCAAUCCAAAAUAUGUUGCGUCUAAAUAUGGUGAACUCAAUGAAGCAUUUGAAGAUCGAACAUAUUCUGAAAAACGACGUUGA
Molecule: messenger RNA, 699 nt
Organism: Adineta steineri
Lineage: Eukaryota; Metazoa; Rotifera; Eurotatoria; Adinetida; Adinetidae
Source: the annotation of a GenBank genome assembly